ACCGCGACCCGGUCACCCAUUUGGCAGCUAAGGCCGGGUUUGCAUCACUGUCUGUGCGCCGGAAGCGACGGUUCUUGCAUUUGUUCAUGGUGAUGAUGGUGAAUCCAGGCCCCUAAGUUAGACCAGACGUGGUGCUGUCAGCCGGCGCGGCCGUCAGCCCUUUGCCGGCCCCAAGGCCAUGGCGGUAUUCCAUGACGAGGUGGAGAUCGAGGACUUUCAAUAUGACGAGGAUUCGGAAACGUAUUUCUAUCCCUGCCCGUGUGGGGAUAACUUUUCCAUCACUAAGGAAGAUUUGGAGAAUGGAGAAGAUGUGGCAACGUGUCCUAGCUGCUCUCUCAUUAUAAAAGUGAUUUAUGACAAAGAUCAGUUUAUGUGUGGAGAAAUGGUCCCAGCCCCUUCAGCCAAUAAAGAAUUAGUUAAAUGCUGAAGAAGCCUUCAGGAAUUCACAUCCUGGAUAAGUGGAUGGAAAUAUCAAAUGAAAAGUCCCUGGCUUUGCAGUGACAGCUGCUUUCUGAUUUGCUGUUCGGUAGAGUGCGGAUCUGUUCAUCAAGUGCUGGGUUCAUCUUCAAAUAGAGAAGCAAGCUCAUAACUUUUCUUAUCUGGAUUUCAUGCUUAGAACUUUGAAGUGUUCUUAAUUACCCAGCUGAAUGUAAAGAAAGGUAAUUUUAAAUGGUGCUUUCUGUCCCUUAGUUUCAUCAUUUUUAUAUCCUAAACCUAGUUCAGUAUCUGAUUACAGCAUCAUCUACCUCAUUCAUUAGGAUUUCUUCAUUAAAAAAAGAUUAUAUUUUUAACUUAGUUAUUAAAAUGAGGGAAAUUAGCCCUUUCUCUGAAUGUUGACAUCAGCUUUGUGGUUCUAAACUUAAAAUCUGUUGCUUUGUCAGUACUGUGCUUGCAGUUCCCUCACCACGCCAGUCUCCUCAGUCUUGGCAUUAUUAGAAUGCUCAUGUUCAUUCAGCAUGCCAUUUCUGUUAUGCUUCAUGCUGAAUUCAAUCAUGGCGUUAAAAAGGAAAGAGCCAGGCAUGGUGGCUCACGCCUGUAAUCCCAGCAAUCGGGAGGCUGACAAAGGAAGAUCACCUUGAGUUCAAGGCAACCUGGGCUACACAGUGGGUUCAAGGCCUGUCUGAACUACACAGUGAGACCCUGGUCUCAAAAAAAGGAAGGACAGCAAGGCCACACCACAGUUUCUCCAUAGUUUCUCCGUAGCUAAGAGUUAAUGAGUAAGGAAGAAAGUCUAAAGUGAAAUGGUCAAAAGAAUGGAAUUUCCUUAUAUUCUGCAUGUUCUUUACAAGUCAGAGCAAGAGAAACAGCAGAAGGAAAUGAAAUCAGUAAUAAUGAGAGAAGUGAAACACUCCAGCUUAAGUAAAUGAAAUGCAUGAAUGAUUUUGCCACAUCACAGUGAAUAUUUUUGUCUUUGGGCUUUUAUUUGUUUGAUAAUACUAAUGAAAUUGCACUUUAGAGAGGGGUUGGUAAGUCUUUAUGGCUGGUAGCAGUGCUUUCAGUGUAUAUGUAUUGGGUCACUACCAAAAGGUAAAACAUGUACAACAGAAAAGGAGCUGGGAAAUGGGAGACCUGUUCUGAAUAAAUACACCCAUGAGAGCACAUUAAUAAAUCUCCAUACGAUGCAACCAAACUAGACAUGCUCUCCUGCAGAGAAAUGUUGCCCUGGAGAAAGACAGAAAGAAGAUAGGCUGUUGAUCUUCCUUUGCUGCAAGUAGCAAGAAAUUAGAAUCACUUAUAUGAGAAUUGAAAAAUCCCUUUAUAAACACAACUUUGCUAUGUAUAUAUAGUUUUGAAAGUACUAACACCUAGGAGGCUGUUUUGGAAAUGGCCCCUGUGAUCAGAAAAAUCACUUGCUAAAAUGUGAGUGUUCUAUUACUAAUUAGUAAACGCUGCACACACUCACCAGAGGUUUAAAUUAAAGCAAUCUAAAUGGGCUUUUUUGUAAUGGCUGCUGGCAGCAGCAUUAGACUGAGACGUAAUUUAAAAAAAAAAUUUUAUGCCAGAAGUGCAUAGUACAUUAUUUGCUGUAUUCUUGAUACAAUGUGAAAUCUCAUUGCUGUGUGGAACACUGAUGUCCCAGAAGUAAUCCACGCUGUCCUUGAGCAAGGUGAUUGCUCAGAAGAGAGCAAGGUACAAGCUGACUCUGGUGGGAAUGAGCUGCCAAGAGAAAUGAACUGUCCUGCGCUCAUGUUGAUGCUUCUGUAAAUAGUGCUAAUGUGUAGUCUUUUUCUGCUGCUGAUGAAUUUCAAACAGGAACAGACACCCUGAUGAGCUCAGUCACUAUAUUUGUGAAUACAAAAACAUACCAGGAAUUAAUCCUACAUUAAGCAGAAAGGAAAACCCAGGUCUUUGAAGUAGUACUGGACUUGUGUGUGAUACAUGUGCCUUUUUCAGCACUCCCACCUCCUGCCCUGACAUUUCUGGAGCAUCUGUGAAAACCGCAUAACCCAGGUUCUGUGUCUGAUUAACUUUGUCAUCUCUGGCCAGGCCAGUAGAUUCCUCAUCUGUACGGUUGGGAGACCAUAGCAGGUGGUUCCUUAGCAGUUAGGUCUUGUUUCAGGUGUGGUGGCUUGUAUGAACUGAAAUGGUGAUUGAAAAUUUUACACACUCAAAAUUGAAUCUUGAAUUACAGAGACUGGAAACUCCAGUUUCCUUCAAUAACUUGAUGUUGCCACACUUCUGAGUUUGUGAAUUAUUAAGUCAAACAGUUUAAGAAUUCUACAUAGGUUCCGCCACCUGCCUCGCAAGCGCAAGGUCCCGAGUUCAAUCCCUGGUACCAAAAAAUUAAAAAUUCUACAUAUACUUUAUAUGUACAGAAGCAUUUUUCUUAGCACACAACAUUUUUUGUAACUACAUAUUAAUUUAUUACCAGAAUAAGUUGUACUGGUGUGGUAAAUAAAAUCAGAUAAUUCAAAUACA
Molecule: messenger RNA, 2919 nt
Organism: Heterocephalus glaber (naked mole-rat)
Lineage: Eukaryota; Metazoa; Chordata; Mammalia; Rodentia; Bathyergidae
Gene: Dph3
Product: diphthamide biosynthesis 3
Biological process (GO): protein histidyl modification to diphthamide
Molecular function (GO): metal ion binding
Source: RefSeq, a predicted model, not a curated record